GCAGUAUUCACAAAUUGCGUCUCUACCUGUAAAUAAAGAAAGGGGCAUUUGGUAAUAUCUAUCUGCUGUGACUAAACUAAAUCAAUACGAACAGAUGUGAAAUAAAUUCAACUCUAGCCCAACCAAACAAUAUGGAAACUCCGGAGGCCAAAGCAGCUUCAAUGACAGGCGACUUUUUCUAUGGGUGGGAUCUAUUGUUUAAGACGAUCCGGGCUGAUGUCAACAAGAAGUCCGACGUCUUGAUAGCUCUGGUGCAUUUUCUGCUGACCAAGCACUACAAAUUUCGCUGCGUGGGAAUUGGCGAUGAUAAAACACUAUCAGAGGAGGAUGUGGGAAGUGAGCUGCUUCCCGACAACUGGAACGACGAUGACACCAAGUACUCAUUGCGCUAUGAGCACGAGAAGGUUCUCUAUCUGCUUAUCGCACACAUAACCGAAGAAGACUUGCUUCUCAAUUUAUUGGACAUCAAUACCAAGAAGGUGUCCAAUAUUUGCAUCGACCCGGAAAACUUGGUUGCCGCUGUGAAGGGAAACAUUAGUACAUUGAUGCCAACUGCUUCGGAGAUUGUCGAACGCUUCCGCAAGGAGUUGUUGGACCCGGUUUUUACAGGUAAUUCGUGCGAAGUGACGACUCAGACCAGCACAGAGCCACAGCGAUCCAAUGGAGCGGAUCCAUUGCGCAUAGGGGAACCAAGACGUGGCGGAUCAUUUACGCCCGGAGGAUAUGAGCCUCGUCCUUUUGGCUUCCCGGACAUCGGUCGCGGGGACCUGGACCCACUCGGUCGCGGUGGUCCUGGUAAUCUAUUCACGUUUCCCUCGCGUCCCGGUCUGCCUGGAAAUGGUAUGCCAUUUCCGCGCUUCGAUCCGUUCGGGCCCAACGAUCCGAACAUACCAAACCGCGGUCCCAAUCCAGAUCACAUGCGCCCACCCAACUGGGACUCCGAUUACUAUUUGUAAAUGAAGUCGUCGCAGUGCAGUGCCAGAUAUAUCAAUAUUUUAUAAUCCAUAGUACACACACUUUAAACAUUUGGAAUGAAAAUCAGAAUGAAAUGGACCUUUAUUUUCUUGAAGAUAAUUUUAUUAUUGUUCAUAGUACACAAUACAGAAUAUUUUGAUAUAGAAUAAAAUUCAAUUCAGCCUGCAAA
Molecule: messenger RNA, 1144 nt
Organism: Drosophila obscura
Lineage: Eukaryota; Metazoa; Arthropoda; Insecta; Diptera; Drosophilidae
Gene: PI31
Product: proteasome inhibitor PI31 subunit
Exons: 3
Coding region: 132-956 (274 amino acids)
Biological process (GO): proteasome-mediated ubiquitin-dependent protein catabolic process
Molecular function (GO): endopeptidase inhibitor activity; proteasome binding
Source: RefSeq, a predicted model, not a curated record